UGCGCUGACCGCCCCCGACAGGCUCCGCGCGCUUUACGCGCCAGCUUCGGCCUUAGCCUGCGAGCUGCGGAGUCGCGACGGACUAUGGAGAACAGCUACGAGGAAAGCAUCGACAAACGCCGCGUUCACCUGCGCCCUGAUACACUGCGCGACCCCGCCCCUGUCUCGCUGCACCUUCUGCCCUGCGAGGUCCCGGUUAACCGGCCCACCCCGGUGGGGUGCUUCUUCACCCCAGCCAUCCGCCUGGGUCCCGACGGACUGGAAGCGUCGUUUCGAGGGCGUAGUCUACGUGGCGAGGAGGUGGUGGUGCCGCCCGGCUUCGUGGGAUAUGUGAUGACAGAAGAGAAGGCAGAGGUGUUGGUGGGGAAGCAGAGUGACCACGAGCGAGAACAGCAGGAACUGGUGGAACCCCCAGAGGCCCUGGAGCGGGACUUCGACCGCUUUAUGGGAGCCACAGCCAGUUUCAGCAGCUUCACCGUGUGGGGCCUGGAAUCUAUCCCUGGUCCGGAUGCCAAACUGCGUGGGGCCCUAAGCUGGCCCAGCCUCGCUGCAGCGAUUCACGCACAGGUACCCGAAGACUGAGAACCAGAGCUUGACAUUGAAAGCCACCGAACCCCUCACCCCAAUAAACCUCCUCUUCAGUGUGAAGCCAGAGUCCUUCACCCAAUAAAGGAGCUUUUCACAGAA
Molecule: messenger RNA, 687 nt
Organism: Odocoileus virginianus texanus
Lineage: Eukaryota; Metazoa; Chordata; Mammalia; Artiodactyla; Cervidae
Gene: RNASEH2C
Product: ribonuclease H2 subunit C
Biological process (GO): RNA catabolic process
Cellular component (GO): ribonuclease H2 complex
Source: RefSeq, a predicted model, not a curated record